AAUGCAGUGUCAAUGAUGAAAAUGACAAGCGGCUGUCAGAAACUUUUGAAGUUUCUUUUUAGUGUUUGACAGCUUUCAUAGCGAAAGGCUAAGCCAUGGCUCCCAGGAAAAACAAAGUUGCAAAAGAGGAGGUACAGGUUACACUAGGCCCCCAGCAUUUAGCCGGUGAAACCGUCUUUGGGGUUGCCCACAUCUUCGCUUCAUUCAAUGACACAUUCGUUCAUGUUACUGAUUUAUCUGGACGGGAAACCAUCGCCAGGGUAACCGGAGGCAUGAAGGUUAAGGCUGAUCGUGAUGAAGCUUCCCCUUACGCUGCUAUGUUAGCUGCCCAGGAUGUUGCUGAAAAAUGCAAAACAUUGGGCAUCACAGCUUUACACAUUAAACUCAGAGCCACCGGUGGCAACAAGACGAAGACACCAGGACCAGGUGCUCAGUCUGCUCUGAGAGCUCUGGCUCGCUCCAACAUGAAAAUUGGUCGCAUUGAGGAUGUUACGCCCGUGCCAUCAGACUCCACACGCAGGAAGGGUGGUAGACGAGGACGCAGGCUGUAAAUUUUUAAGUUUAUUCUCAUUAACUGUGAAUUGGAAUAAAGUGAUUCACAGUUA
Molecule: messenger RNA, 605 nt
Organism: Aricia agestis (brown argus)
Lineage: Eukaryota; Metazoa; Arthropoda; Insecta; Lepidoptera; Lycaenidae
Gene: RpS14
Product: 40S ribosomal protein S14
Exons: 3
Coding region: 96-551 (151 amino acids)
Biological process (GO): ribosomal small subunit assembly; maturation of SSU-rRNA from tricistronic rRNA transcript (SSU-rRNA, 5.8S rRNA, LSU-rRNA); translation
Cellular component (GO): cytosolic small ribosomal subunit; ribosome
Molecular function (GO): small ribosomal subunit rRNA binding; structural constituent of ribosome; mRNA 5'-UTR binding
Source: RefSeq, a predicted model, not a curated record